AACGAAGGCCGUCGAGUAAUUACAUUCAGAUGCUAAGAGGCUGAGGUAUCGAUAGACCUAAUCCACUCUGUACUCGCUACUUUUUCACCACCAUUCGCUGUGGCUGGUUCGAUCAUCUAGUACAGGAAUAUUGUUGCUCUCGGAUAGCGUAAAUUUUCCCAGCUACGUUAUCGCGACGAAUUAUAUCUGCCUAACCCACGUAAUUCGAUUAACUAACAUGUUUAAUGACGACACCAAAGAACACGAUGCAGAAAAAGUCCAACUUUAUUCGCGUUCAGCCGGCGCUUUUCGACACACAUUGACACGAACGAUGUUAUUGGCCCGUUGCGUUCAAUCCUACUGCUAACUUGGUAUCGCUUUGCGCCUAUUUGUGUUUGGAAAUUUUCUCUAUUAAUUGGAUUUUUUGACACAAAUACUCCGUUAAAAUGCUCAAUUCUAACGAGUUGAAUAUUCCACAUGACUUUGAUGAAGCCAUUGAAGCAACCGGCUACGGAUUGUUUAAUGUCCUGCUAAUAUUGGCAAUUCUGCCAGGAGCAUGGGCAAAUUUUUUCGACACAACGGUAAUGUCUUACGUUCUUCCAGUAGCUGAAUGUGAUCUGCAAAUUACAUUCUUCCAGAAAGGAAUGCUCAACGCUGCUGUUUUCGCAGGAAUGUUUACCGCAGCGUUUCCGUGGGGUGUCUUAGCAGACACAAAGGGCCGAAGAACGCUUCUCAGACUGGGAUACUGCUGUGAUUGCAUUUGUAAUAUUUUGUGCAGCAUGUCUCAGAACUUCUACGUUUUACUGACUUUCAAAUUCUUGAGUGGAUGCAUAAUGAGCGGCCCUUACGCAGUCAACAUGACAUACCUCGCAGAAUUUCACAGUGGCAAGUAUCGGUCAAAAGUAGUGCUGUGGGCUCGCCUUUUUCCUUCGUUAGGAAGCAUCGUGCUUCCAGGAUUAGCAUGGAUUGUAAUUCCUCAGCCCUGGUCAUUUACCUUAUUCAACGGAACAUUUGUUUACAACUCCUGGCGAAUCUUUAUUUUGAUCUGCAGUAUGCCAGCUCUCCUGGGAUUCAUCAUCCUACGAUUUUUACCAGAAAGUCCGAGGUUCCUGAUGUCCCAGGGUAGAAGCGAGGAAGCGAUGGAGGUCUUCCGAAGAAUAUACGCGAUGAACACUGGAAAAGCACCGGAAACAUUUCCCGUGAAGGCACUUCGUCAGGAUGAUCCGAAACGGAAAACAGAAGCUGUGGAUACCUCGAGAAGAGCAUCCGUCUGGGAAAAAAUCCGAAACGGUGGUGCACAGGUGAUGCCCCUGUUUCAGAAGCCACAUUUCUGCCACUUCCUCCUGAUCAUCACCAUACAAUUCGGGGGCCUCCUCAGUCUGAAUACGCUGCGUCUGUGGAUGCCUCAGCUCUUCACAUUGAUGGAAGACUUUAAACACAAAAAACACAACGUCGGCAUCGGUCGUCCAACUCUGUGCAACAUGAUAAGUACGCCGAGCAAUUCAAACUUUACAACGUACGAUGAAAUCAACUCCACGAUGGCUAAAACUUGUGACGUGGUUCCUGUCUACAGCAGGGUUUACAUCAAUUCCAUAAUCUUGGCCAUUACCAUUGCCAUAGCUUGUUCAAUUGCCGGGAGUUUGGUUAAUCGGAUCGGGAAGAAGAAUCUCUUGCUUGUUGCCUUCUUGAUCCCAGCUGUUUGCGCCUUUUUGUUGAACUGGUCGCCGAAUUCUGACGCGACAUUGACGCUUCUCGCCAUUUACAUGGCUUCUGGCAACGUCUCGGUCACUACUAUCAUCAGUUUCACCGUCGACCUAAUGCCGACGACUCUCAGAGCAACGGCUGUUACUCUGGCCAUGGCCGCCGGUCGGAUCGGCGCGAUGUUCGGAAAUCUCCUGUUUCCGCUGCUUUUGAGUACAGGUUGCAUGGCCCCCUUCAUAUUUGUCGGAGGGUUCCUGCUCGCCUGCUUUUCAUUGUCCAUCUUUAUUCCGAAACCUCCAUCAAGGCUGAUAUAAGGUUUUGGAUGGAUUUCUUUGGCGCGUCAAGAUCAUCAUCAGAAUUUGAAUUUUUUACCUUCGUACCUGCUUCAUCUGAAUAUGAACGGUUUUCUCACAAUGUGUACAAGGAGACUGCAUCUUUUUGCAUUCGUGUGAAGUACUUUUUCUUGUAUACUUAAUGUAUUUAUUGCAGGACACUUACUCGACGUGCUUUCAAUUCUCAACAAAGCAUGUGCCGUGUGCAUGCAUGAAAAUCGUCACGAUUGUACAUACGGAUAUGUAGGUGUA
Molecule: messenger RNA, 2264 nt
Organism: Neodiprion virginianus
Lineage: Eukaryota; Metazoa; Arthropoda; Insecta; Hymenoptera; Diprionidae
Product: synaptic vesicle glycoprotein 2B-like
Exons: 13
Coding region: 426-1994 (522 amino acids)
Biological process (GO): transmembrane transport
Cellular component (GO): membrane
Molecular function (GO): transmembrane transporter activity
Source: RefSeq, a predicted model, not a curated record